Molecule: messenger RNA, 495 nt
Organism: Rotaria sp. Silwood2
Lineage: Eukaryota; Metazoa; Rotifera; Eurotatoria; Philodinida; Philodinidae
Source: the annotation of a GenBank genome assembly
AUGGGUGAUCAAGCAAUCAAUAUUGCUCAAUUACUUGAUGCAUUUCAAUUAUUUGACACAAAUAAAGAUGGUUGUAUUAGUUUUGAUGAACUUCGAGCUGUAUGUCAAAAAUUACAAAUGCCUAUGGAUACAACAAGACUCAAAUGUGCAUUUCAAAAUCGUGAUAAUAUAUCAUUUGAUGAAUUCUGUCGUAUUAUGCAAGAUUAUAAUUCAAAUUCAAAUAAUGCAUAUUUUCAAGAAACAUUUAAUGCAUUUGAUAAAAAUGCUGAUGGUUAUAUAACAGCUAAAGAAAUAAAACGAACAAUGAAAGAACUUGGUGAACGAUUAACGGAUAAACAAGCUAAAACAAUGCUUAAAUCAGCUGAUUCAGAUGGUGAUGGAAAAUUAUCCAAAGAUGAAUUUCGUACUCUAUUUAAUCAUCUAGCACAAUUUACAAAUUCUACAUUAACAACACCACCUCUUACAAAUGCACUUGAUAAGCCUGAUUCACAAUAA